This is a messenger RNA of Colletotrichum higginsianum IMI 349063, 822 nucleotides long. RefSeq names its product S-adenosylmethionine-dependentmethyltransferase. Lineage: Eukaryota; Fungi; Ascomycota; Sordariomycetes; Glomerellales; Glomerellaceae. Gene Ontology annotation, molecular function: protein-lysine N-methyltransferase activity. Gene Ontology annotation, cellular component: cytoplasm. The transcript is spliced from 3 exons. Bases 1 to 822 code for a protein of 273 amino acids. The record is from RefSeq and is a predicted model, not a curated record. Gene Ontology annotation, biological process: peptidyl-lysine dimethylation; peptidyl-lysine monomethylation.
AUGGCCUCAAACCCCGCUCACUUGGAGCCCUCCAAGCUCGGAACUAAAGAAUACUGGUCUACCCUCUACACCACCGAGCUCACAAACAACGCCUCCAACCCCGAUGACCGCGGCACUGUCUGGUUCGACGACUCGGACGCCGAGUCCAAGCUCCUGACCUACCUCGAGGACCUAACCGAGUCCGCCCCCUUCGACCACUCCCUCCGCCAGUCUGACGCAUCCUUUCUCGACCUCGGCUGCGGCAACGGCUCCCUUCUCUUCGCCCUCCGCGACGAAGGGUGGGCCGGGCGCGCCCUCGGCGUCGAUUACGCGCCCCAGAGCGUCGAGCUCGCGAGGCGCAUCGCCGCGCAGAGACAACGACACCCUGACGAGGAAAAUGAAGACAUGGCAGACGCGGGGGCCGAAGGAGAAGAGAGGGAGGACGAAGAGGAGGCCAAGGAGCCCGAGUUCCGGGAGUGGGACGUCCUCAACGGGCUCUGGGAAACGGUCCUCAACGGCGCCCAGACCCAGGGCUGGGAUGUCGUGCUCGACAAGGGCACCUUUGACGCCAUCUGCCUCAGCGACGAAAAGGACGCCAGAGGCCGCCGCAUUUGCGAGGGCUACCGCGGCCGCGCGCUCCGCCUCGUCAGGCCGGGCGGCCUGCUCCUAAUUACGAGCUGCAACUGGACCGAGGAGGAGCUGAGAGCGUGGUUCGAAGGUCCCGCCAACGAAGGCGACACCGGCCACUUCGUCGCCGUCGGCAAAGUAGACUACCCUAGCUUCACCUUUGGUGGCGCCAAGGGCCAAACCAUUAGCAGCCUGUGUUUCCAGAGACAGGCAUAG